UGCUGUCCUCACAUCAAAAUGACUGUUUCUCUGCAUUUUCUUCUUAUUCUUACUCUGAUAACAGAGUCUAAAAGUGUAAACACAGUCAGAACUGAAAGUGCUGGUACAAUCAGUAAGGUAUCAAUGAAGGCUGGAGCUUCAGUCUCCAUCCCCUGUCCUUAUAGCUCCCAACACAGAAAUAAUGUGAAAUAUUUAUGUGAAGGAUAUUAUUGGAAUUCCUGCUCAUAUGCUAUUAAAACAAACUCACAACAUGAAUCAGAGAAGUAUUCAAUUUCUGAUGAUCAAAUUCAAAGAAUCUUCAAUGUGACUAUAAAACGGCUGACAGUUAUAAACACUUAUUACUGGUGUGCUGUGGAGAUCAAGAGUGGACCAGAUGACCGACAGUACUUUCAUCUGUCAGUCACCAAAGGUACACCCAGUCUAUUUGUGGAUGAUCAGAAGGUGACAGGAUUUAUUGGAGAAAGCAUGACCAUAAACUGUCACUCCAGAACUUCCGGAAUAAUAAAGUGGUGUAAACUGCACAGCACAUGUGUGGCCGAUGUGUCUGGAUUAAUAGAUGGAACAACAGUAACCAUCAACAUGAAAGAAACUAAUGUAUUCAGUGUGACUAUGAGUGGACUGAGGCCAGAGAGCAGUGGUUGGUAUUAUUGUACCAAAGGAGACUUUCAGAUGCCAGUUCACCUAACUGUGACUACCAAACCCACUGCUGCCCCAACUACUGUUACAGGAGCGAGAGAAAAUGCAACAGAAGGGCAAAACCAGAACACUGCACAAGAUAAAUCUUUCCCUGUCCCAAUAAGCCUCAUCAUCCUUCUGGGUUCGCUGAUCUUCAUUGUUAUUGUUGCUUUAUCAUUCCUGUUUAUACUGAGGACAAAACGUCCCAAAAUCCAGGAUUCAACAGCCUCAAAAUUGAAUGAAGGGGAACUAGUAUAUUCAGAAGUCACUUUCAAGAAAACCAACGCAGCCCAGGAUGAAAGUGGUGCAGAUGUGACCUACAACUCUGUUACUCCUGUGAAGCAAGAAGGUGUGAGAAGGACUGAAGCAAAAGAUGAGGAUGUUACUUACAACACGGUCAUUCAUCACAAACAAAAUGUUUAAAUCUAUGCAGUUUUUCUCUCUUUUUCUCUAAGUGAUGCUGGAUAUUGUCUGUCUGUGCAAGUGUGGAACAAUGACUCAUUGUGAUCAUUUUGAAAAGGCAUUUGGCUGUGUUUAUUUUACAUUUAACUGAUUUGUGAAUAACAAUCCUCUUUUUCAGCAAAGUUAUCUUUUUCACAUUUUGUAUGUUUUCUUUUUCUUUUUUUGUUGCUCUUAAAUAUGAUCUUAUUGAGGACAGAAUGUGUGUACGAGCAACAACUCAAAAAAAUAAAAAUAUUAGGAUAUUGUAAAAAGUUUAAUUCAUUUUUACUGAGUAAGUUAAAAUAUUUUUGUAAAUAUUAUUGUUAUUAUGUCUAGUCAUUUCGUAGCAAUAUCUGGAUAAGUUAUUGCUGAAUUAUGAUCUAUGUAAAAAUGUUUCUUUUGACUGGUAGUAUCAUAAACGUUAGGUGCGGUCCAGCCAGAGUCCCAACUUGAAACUGACAGAUAAUCUGUGGAGGUAGAUGAAGAUUAGGGACUUGGAGCUCAUCUCUAAAGAUAAAUGCUCAAAAUAUUACAGAAGAUAGAUGGUCAAAACUACCAGCAGAAACAUGCAAAAAGCUUUUUCACAAGUAUAAGGGACUGAUUGCUGUAUUGCUAAAAAAGUAUUUUCCAGUGAUAAUUUAGAACAGUAUACAUUUUAUAACAUGCCAUUUCUCAAAGACAAAAAACAUUUUUUUUUUUUGCUUUCUGUAGAUACUCAUUUUACUCCGUUUGUUCUAUUAUAUUUUGAGAGAUGUUUGUCUUCUUUCCUAUUCAUAAUAAACAUUUUGGCUGAAUAGAUCUAAA
Girardinichthys multiradiatus is the source of this 1920-nucleotide messenger RNA. Its product is annotated as polymeric immunoglobulin receptor-like. The transcript is spliced from 10 exons. Bases 19 to 1098 code for a protein of 359 amino acids. The record is from RefSeq and is a predicted model, not a curated record. Lineage: Eukaryota; Metazoa; Chordata; Actinopteri; Cyprinodontiformes; Goodeidae.